AUGACUGAACCAGCCCCAGACCUGAGCGGCAAUCCAACUGAAAUUCAAUGUCCAAAGUGGAGAUACUUAACAGUCAUUCUGGCCGCAUUUAUGAUCAAUUUCACGGCCUGCGGUAUACUCUUUGGUUUUGGUGUCUACCAGGAGCAUUACGAAACCAUGGUGCUUCGAGAAGGGAGCCCCUUCACUGGGGCCUCUUCGGCUACAAUAGACCUCAUAGGGACGCUUUCAGCGUCGCUCAUGACAGUAACGGCUCCGUUUGUCAUGGCAUGGGUCAAAUAUUUCAAGCCUCGAAACGCCAUAUGGGCUGGCGGCAUCCUCUUUGGUGUCGCGAGCGUUCUGGCGAGUUUCGGCAAGGUCCUGUGGCACUUUCAGCUGGCUCAGGGAUUGCUGCUCGGAAUCGCGACAGGGCUUUCGUUUGUCCCGUCUAUGACCAUUGCACCCACAUGGUUUGACAAGCGAAGGGGCUUAGCGAUGGGUUUUAUUUCUGCUGGCACUGGCAUCGGCGGCUUGGUCUGGGCACCAACAAUCUCAGCAUGUAUCAACAACAUCGGCUUCCGGAAUACCCUGCGACUGACGGCAUGCCUGGCUACCACGAUUAUUUGUAUUUCUGGGUCGUUCCUUGAUUGGGAGCCGAGCAUGGCGAAUCAUCUCGCCGCCAAAAACAAGGCCCUAUCCCCUGUUACAGCACUCUUUAACAUUCCCCUUCCCGACUGGCAGACUGCGAAGCGGCCAAAAUUUAUUCUGCAAGCUGCCAGCACUAUAUUCCAAAGCGCUGCUUAUUACACGCCGGUCUUCUUCACAGUCCUUUAUGCUAAAUCACUAGGCUACGACGAGAGAGAGGGGGCAAACUUGACAGCGUUGAGUAAUGCCUGCAAUGCUGUCGGCAAGAUUGCGGUGGGGUUCAUCUCGGAUCGAGUUGGAAGACUCAACUCGUUCUUUCUAACGACAUUGCUUACUGCGAUAAUCAGCCUGGGUUUAUGGGUCCCCAGUACACUUGUCGCAACCGUCGACGAACCAACAGCGAGGAACCUGUUCAUCAGCUUUACCGUCCUAUACGGAUUGUUUGCUAGCGCAUUCAUCAGUCUGUUCCCAGUGGCGUUGAUUGAGCUGUUUGGGGUUAAGGAGAUUCCUCGCAUGGGUGGAGUUUUCUACAUGCUGCAAGGGUUAGCCACGCUUGUGGGCACUCCUGUCGCUGGCGUACUAGUUCCGGGCCACGGUGUGCCGAGAGACGCCAACAGUUACACGCCUGUAGCAGUUUUGGUGGGAGCAUUGAUGGCUGUGGCAGCUGUGUCUGUGGCUGGAGUUAGAGCCGAGGCGACGAGGGUACCCGGGCAUGGCCUCUGGAAGUGGAAGUGGAAGUUGUAA
Messenger RNA from Verticillium nonalfalfae, 1365 nucleotides. RefSeq lists its product as uncharacterized. Gene Ontology annotation, cellular component: fungal-type vacuole membrane. Bases 1 to 1365 code for a protein of 454 amino acids. Gene Ontology annotation, biological process: transmembrane transport. The transcript has 2 exons. Gene Ontology annotation, molecular function: transmembrane transporter activity. Lineage: Eukaryota; Fungi; Ascomycota; Sordariomycetes; Glomerellales; Plectosphaerellaceae. The record is from RefSeq and is a predicted model, not a curated record.